This is a messenger RNA of Eurytemora carolleeae, 1315 nucleotides long. It is a transcript of the gene CycH, whose product is annotated as cyclin-H-like. The transcript is spliced from 14 exons. The coding region runs from base 48 to 977 and encodes 309 amino acids. Gene Ontology annotation, biological process: regulation of transcription by RNA polymerase II; DNA-templated transcription; regulation of cyclin-dependent protein serine/threonine kinase activity. The record is from RefSeq and is a predicted model, not a curated record. Gene Ontology annotation, molecular function: cyclin-dependent protein serine/threonine kinase regulator activity. Gene Ontology annotation, cellular component: nucleus; transcription factor TFIIK complex. Lineage: Eukaryota; Metazoa; Arthropoda; Copepoda; Calanoida; Temoridae.
AAAAAAAAAUUAGAUUUAAUUUUUCUGGAUAAAAGGGUCAAUUCUGGAUGUUUGGAGAUGAAACUGUUCUAAAUAAAUACAGAGAAAAAGCGAACAAAGCAUUUAUUUUGAGUCGAAAUGAGGAGAAAAAUUACCUGAGCCAAGAAGAAGAGAUGCAAGUUUUAGGAUACUUUGAGGCUAAACUAGCUGAGUUCUGCACUAAGUUCAAGCCACCAAUGCCAAAAGCCGUUAAGGGUACAGCGUUUCAUUAUUUUAAGCGUUUCUACCUGAAGAAUUCUAUAAUGGAUUAUCACCCUAAGGAGAUUCUGGUCACAUCAGUUUAUCUAGCAACUAAAGUUGAAGAAUUCAAUGUAUCUAUAACCCAGUUUGUUGCGAAUGUACAGGGAAACCAAGAAAGAGCCACAAAGAUUAUUUUAAACAACGAACUUCUUCUGCUUAAAGAACUUAACUUCAAUCUCACAAUUCAUAAUCCUUUCAGGGCCGUAGAAGGACUCCUUAUUGACUUGAAAACAAGAUGUAGUUAUUUGGAAAACGUUGAUUCAUUUAGACCUGAUAUUGAUACAUUCCUAGAUCAGGUUUUCCUGACUGAUGCUGUCCUUAUCUAUGCCCCCGCACAGAUCGCUCUGGCCGCCAUUAUCCACGCGGCAUCCAGGCAGAAACAGAAUCUAGACAGCUAUGUAACAGACCUGCUGUUCAAGGGGCAGGGAACCAAUGCCAUCAGAACCAUUGUCACAUGCGUCAGACAGAUCCGGAUUCUAGUAAAGGAAGUGAAAGAGCCAGUUAAAGGAAUCAAAGCUCUUUGUGAGAAGCUUGAAGCCUGCAGAAACCAGGACAAUAACCCUGAUAGUGCUGCGUAUAAGCGUAAACUAGAAGAACUAAUUGAUGAAGAUGAUGCGCUACUCGAGGAACCUGUGGCAAAAUCUUUCAGGAUGGAUUCGGAUAUAGGAGUAAAGGUGUUAUCCCCUGGAGCAAACUAAAUCAUCAAUCAAAUAUUAAGAAAGAACCGUAUUCUCAUCAACUAUGAUCUUCUACUAGUAUUCUUUUAUUUAUUAUAGUAUAAGAAAUUGUUCAAUGUUCACCUGUUUGUAAACAAAAUAAUCUGAGUUUUAGAAAUUGAAUCAAAAUGUUCUCACGGGUUAGAUUGAUCAACAUUAUCUGUUGAAAUCGCGUCCACGGUUGUAUAAGCUGAGCAAUGCUCCUAAUUUUUAAAAUUCGGAUAUAUUGAGUAUUUAAACUGGUAAAUAAUACCUUUAAACGUGAUACUUUGAUACCAAUUUGACUUUCGUAUUUAUUAAUGAAUAAUUAUUUCAGAAAA